AUGUCCCCAAGUGACGAUGGCGACGCCCCCCCGCACGAAAAGGAGAGCAGCAGCACUGCCGUCACCGAGACCUCCGAUCCCAUUCCCGACCACACCCCCUCACCCGCAACUCUAGAGGUGCCGCUCCCGAGGCUCCAAGUGCCCUCCCAGCCCAAAUACACACGACCCUUACCUUCGGAGACGGCGACGAGGCUCGCGAAGGAGCCUCUGAACGAAGCGCGCCGGCGCUCCAACAAUACCCGCAGCACGCGCCACAUCCUUCUCCACUUCACCGGGAGCGUUCCGCGCUAUACGAACCCCGAGGAGGAGCGGCGCAAAGCCGAAUGGGAGACGAAGAGGAAGAGCGCCCUCGAGGCCAUGGAGAGGGUGGCCGAGCCCGGGAAGCGCUCGAGGCUCAGCCAUCUAUGGAGGGUUACGACGCGGUCGGAGAAGCUGCGCAUGCAUCACGAGCCCGAGGAUUGCGAUGCUCGCCAAGCUUGCAAUUUUUGGUUUCCGCAGCCUGCUUCUGUGCCGAUUCAUAUUUGCGACUUUCGACAUGAGGGUGGGAGUCGGUAUACGGACACUUUGGGCCACAUUGAAAAUUGGUUCGAGUCGAAACCUGACGAUGUAAAUGUUCGCUGGAUCCAUGUUCCUUUGGGCAAGGGAACUCUGCAAUCCACCAUCGAAGACAUGUUCCGCUACACCGGGAGCGGCGAAAUCGGAAAACCCUUCCUCAAGGGCUCCCCCGACCCAUCCUGGAACUAUCCCGAGCUGAGCAUGCUCACCUUCGUCAACCAAGAGCGCUACAUCGAAAAGAUGGACGCCUUCCGCUUCCUCUCCAACCUCGAAGUGCUCGCCAACGGCGUCGGCGACGACCCUCUCCAGGGCCUCACGCGCCGCCAGAUAAACGAUGUCACCUGGAGGGCCGAUCACAUCGGCAAGCCCAUUGACUUUUGGGACAUUGUUCGCGCCGACUUUCCGAACCCGCUGCCCGAGAGAUUCUUGGGCCAGUCUAGCAAUACGAAUGUGAAGGGCCCGUUGCCUACGGAGAAUGACAAGCAGGCUAUCAGCGAGCAUGGGCAUUUCCUCAACUCCAUGUUGAUGAGCUGCCAGCUUCGCGCUUUUCACCGCUCUGAUGGCUACCUCUUAACAUUCUCCAACCAGACAGGGGUCGACUAUCUCGGCAAACCCUUCCAAGAAUGGCUCCAGCAACCGGAUCAAUUCAUGGCAGACUCUGAAACCUCCAUCCUCGCCCACGUCGCCGAAAAUUUCACCUCCUCCGGCACGUCGAGAUGGCACUUCCCAACCGUCGAAUGGCUUAUCGUCUACAUCAUGACUGAAGCUGCGACCGUCCCGCACAACAUCCGUCAAGGCAGGAACUCGACCUCCCUCUUGACCGCCUACCAGGACAUCGCCCGCGAACUUAAACAACGCCAAAAACGUCCCUGGGAGCGUGGCGAAUCACCCCGCCUCGUCCGCCGCUACCUCAACUGUCUCGAAGAACUCCGCGCCAUUGCUGAUCUCGCCCGCCAAAAGGUCGGCAUCUUAAAUGGCAUGCUCAUCGACGCCGAGCGCUUCGAAGCGGAGUACGCCAAGGAAGGCAUCUUACCGAAUGACGACGACGAGAGGGAAACGAUGAAGGAGCGCAUUGAGUGGGCUAUUGACAUGGUUAAGGAGCAGAGGGAUGAUUCCAAGUUUUUGGUCGAUUAUUUCGAAACCGCUCUUACAGAGCUCUUCCAACUCCGCUCCAUCGAACAAAACGAAAUGGCCAUCGUAGCAGACAGCCAAAACAAAGCCGUCCUCCUCUUCACAGGCGUAACCAUCGUCUUUCUCCCCCUCUCCUUCUUCACCUCCUACUUCGGCAUGAACCUCCAAGGCGUCGUCGACACGAACAAGGACGAGUCGUAUUUCUGGAGCGUCUGCGGCUCCAUAGCCUUCGUCAUGGUCCUCAGCAUCGUCGCCUAUGCCUUUAGGGUCGAUCUGAAUAGGCAGUUGCAUAUGCGGUCGCUGGCUAAGAUGAAGGCCAUCAAGGGAUUGUAA
Messenger RNA from Scedosporium apiospermum, 2019 nucleotides. RefSeq lists its product as uncharacterized. The transcript has 6 exons. Gene Ontology annotation, cellular component: membrane. Gene Ontology annotation, biological process: metal ion transport; transmembrane transport. NCBI's taxonomy places the organism in Eukaryota, Fungi, Ascomycota, Sordariomycetes, Microascales, Microascaceae. The coding region runs from base 1 to 2019 and encodes 672 amino acids. Gene Ontology annotation, molecular function: magnesium ion binding; cobalt ion transmembrane transporter activity; magnesium ion transmembrane transporter activity. The record is from RefSeq and is a predicted model, not a curated record.